Anopheles gambiae (African malaria mosquito) is the source of this 6125-nucleotide messenger RNA. RefSeq names its product cell death protein hid (gene hid). Lineage: Eukaryota; Metazoa; Arthropoda; Insecta; Diptera; Culicidae. The transcript is spliced from 4 exons. Bases 1039 to 2253 code for a protein of 404 amino acids. The record is from RefSeq and is a predicted model, not a curated record.
UGUUGUUCGCUUCUCCCUCGCCCGUGAUCGCUCGGAAAGGCAAGUGAGCAGCAGCAGCAGCGCCCUGUGCAGUGCCAGUGGAGAGCAUUUGUAUAGGAGUUGCACAGCGCGUCGGACGCACCAGUCGGAGAGACACACCAGCGCACCUACCUGCAGGCAGCUAAAGGAGGACUCGGCACACACAUAGUGAACGCAUCGUCGUGUUCCGCCGCGACCCAAGCGAGAGCGUCGUUACGCGCGUGUGUGUUGUGUAGCCCCGUAGUAGUGCCUUCCAAGCGGUGGGAUUGGCCAGACCGUGUUCGAAACGUCUUCCAGAAAGAUUGUGCGAAAAACGCGUCGAGUGUGAAUUUGCGGAGAAGCCCAAAAUAAAAAUCACGAUCCUACGAAUCAACCCCAGAACGAUCAUCGAACAAACGUCCGUAAACAAUCCUUGCGACAGCUAGAAAGGGUGUGACGCGAGUGUGCAAAGUGUGUGUGCGUGCGAGUUUAUAUGCAAGUGAAGACGAAAAUCUGACCCUCCGACACCUUUGAAAGGGCCGCGCCAGGGAAAAAAGUGUUAAUCGUGCAUUGCAUCAGCGCUCGGAAACGCACGGCCCACUAAUAAACAUCAAUUUAAGCGGGUGCAACAGUCGCGCCGUGCAUGUGUGCAAUAGCAACAAUUGACAGCAAUUGAAAGUGGCUUGCAGGGCGCAUCGAGGCGUGUGUGCGGAUAAGCCCUUUCCCGAGACCGGCCCGCUACCGAUGAAGAUGAUCAUUUUGUCGAUCUUUCUCGAGAGUCCCGAUUGAUACCAGUGUGUGUGUGUUUGUGUUCGUGUACCCGUGUACUGAUCAGUACUGAAAGAGCGCACCUGUGCACUUGCCAAUUCUUACACUGCCCAUAUAGCACCAAAGUGACCAAAGUGUUCCAAACAGUGUGUUCACACGUAACGUUUAAGUGAUUGUAGACAGAGCAGAGGGCGAGGCAGACGACGGAAACCGUAAACAAAAUCUCAGGAGCAUUUCUGCUUGUGUGCGUUUGUGUGAUAGUUUGGUUUUGUGAUGGCCAAACCAUUUUCGCUACCCGAACCCGGCCCGGGCGGAGGAUCGUCCUCGUCUGGCGCGGGUCCGCCCGCCAACAACGUGUCUUCUAACUCGAACGCGGCUGCUGGCGGUACCGCUCCCAGCACUCCCGCCCUCCCGAACGGUUCGGGCAGUGGGGCGAGCCAUCCGGCCAAUCCGGCCGGCCCGCUCGGGCAUCCACCGUCCGCUCCGAUCCCAAUGCCCGUGCCCACCUCGCCCCAGCAGUACCAUCUGCAGCAGCUGCACCACCAUCACCAGCAGCUGCAGCAGCACUACCAGGCGUACCAGGGCCCGCACGGCACGCUGAUGGCCGCACCGCCCGGGUCGUCGGUCGCCGUGCCGGUGGAUCCGCAUCUGAUGCUGCCGAUGACACCGCCGCCGAGCGGGUUCGCCACCACCGUCCAGACGCCGCAGAUUCCACCGGUGAACGAGCAGCUGGUGCAGGCCCUGUACGAGGCCAUCUAUCGCUGUUCGCUUGGAGAUGUCCCAACAACACCGCUGUCCCAGUCACCACCGAGCGCCUCCUGCAGUCCGUUCGCGAACGGUAACUUUUUCGGCUCGGGACAGGUGUUCUUCCCCCGCACUCCGGCCAAUACCGCCAACGGGCGUAAUGGUGCGCGAGUGUUCUUCCAGCAGACACCGAACCCGGGCCCGCAGUACACUCCGGUGGGCAACUCCCAGUCGCAGCAACAGCCACCGCCCGGGUCCGCAAACAGUCAUUCCAGCAGCAGUGGAGUAAGCAGCUCCGUCGAUACGCCAUCGUGCUCGUCCGGCACGCCGCACUAUCAUCAGGGACAGCUUCAGCCGAUCCAGUUCAACUGGCACGACGACGGAGAUUCGAGCGAGUCGGAUGCGUCCACAUCGCAGGCCACUUCCUCGUCCGGCUGCAGUCCGCACUGUCUCGGGAUGGAUGGCAGUGGACCGAGCAGCUCGUUCAGUACGCCAUCUUCGUCCACCGUCAUGAGUCCGUCCUCGUCCGGUGGUACGCUCUAUGCUGCCGUGCCGCCCCAUCUCGACUACAUGGCCGGCCGGGAGCAGCUGCAGGAGUUCCCGGGCAAGAUCCCGCAGCGUAAACGCAAAUCGCGCACACCAAAGCCGAAGAAACCGGGAUUUCUGGAGCAACCAUUAAUGUGGCAGAUGGCGGUUACCGCGGCGCUCAUUGUGCUCGGCUGUGGAUAUCUGGCGGCAAGGUGAACCGACGGCAGCAAACGCUUGUCCCAAGUUAGCUCACAGAGCCGUUGGACAAGACAAACCAGCAAGGGACGAACCAGGACCCUUAACUCCACACCAUAUCCCCAUCCCAUCCCCGACUGGAGCGCUGGAUUUCUGGAAUUUCUAGAAGCAAAAGUGUCAUUUCUGUGUGCCGAAAGAUGUGUCCCAGGCUGAGCGAAGAAAGAAAAAAGCAAAAACUCGUUGGUUUAGAACUUACACCGUGAUAAAAAAAAGAUAUAAGAAUAACGAAGCGCAAAUCGAAGAAUCAGUGUGUGGAGGAAGCGAAAGGAAAAACUCAUAUUGGUCUCAACUUGCAAACGUGCGAGUAAUUUCACCAAAUAGCGUUAGGGAACAGUUUCUCUCCUGUCCGAUAAGUGCCACACUUUUCCAAUGUGCCUGUUUCACACGCAAGAUCCGAAGAACUCGGCAAAGCAAGAGGAAAGCGAAGCUUGAAAAGACCCAACCCGGACUAUAUGUUUGACAUUCUCUGUACAUCCCGAUCUCGAGUCUCGAGUGCAGUCGAUCGAUCGAAGACGAUCCUUCACGCGUUCAUUGUUGCAUUUUAAAGCUGUUUGCCUUUUUUUUGUUUACAAGCACCGUGCGAUAGGACAGGACACUGAAGGCUCAACUUUUCUACCCUGCAAAAAGGGAUCUUACGAAGGAGCAGAAACACUUACCAGCUGAUUUACAGCUUACCAGGAUAGCGUUAGGCAAUUUCUAUUUUCGGGAACUAGUGCAUAGCGAACCAUAAGUAAGGUGGCGGCAAACCGACGAUGUGUAGUGUGUAAUAUUAAAGUUAAGACCGUGUUGCGUGUAAGCUUAGUAGCAGUAUUACAGACAGACAAAGGACGCGCCCCGUGGCCGUUGAGCUUUUAAAAAAAUGAUGUUUUAUCCCAGAUUUCGUGCAACGAUGCAUUUCAAACUACGCGCGUUUCGGUAGCGCUUAAGGAACGUGGUGCGCAGCCAUCGAGUUUCGUUUUAACACUUCCCUUUUAACCCAUUAACAUUACGUUCGAUCUCUUUGUUGUACAUGUUUAUACCUCCCUCGGAACGAAAGCUUUUCCUCAAAGUUAAUCAAAUUUGUUUCUCUCCUUCCAUCUCUGCCAUUUUGCAACCACCCGAAAAGCGAGUGUGGGUUAGGUUUAGAAGUAGGAAAUGCUUGUGUUGUAUCUCAGCCGGGGAGUAUAUACUUGUAUCCAGUAUCAUUUUUUUUUUUUUAGCUUGAUUCAAAUGAUGAUCUUCACGUAGAAUAUAGAAUGAUUUUACCGACGAUUUUACAACGAUCUAGCUAAAGUUAUUUUAACGUUUAUUUCCACCCUUACAUAGGAUUUCGUCUGAUUCAACUCAGUUGUAAAACACACAACAACGAUUUAUCAAAUCGAAAGCCAUACAUUUUAGGCUCCAUAGUCCAGGGCAUCGUGUCGUAGUCAUCGGAUUGACUCACAAGAAAUUUUAGAAGUGUCCUGUGGACUUGAGAUAAAUCGGAAAACCCUGUAAGACAGCAUUUGCCAUUGGGAGAGUCGAAUCGAAAUGAAACAAGGUAGCAGAAGCAAUAAUGGUUUACCAGGUAUCCAUUGAAUAGGCAGCAACAUUUUUCAGUGUAUUUAGCAAAGGAGAGGAUGAUAACUGUGCGUUUAAUGAGGAAAGGUAAAAACGCACUGAAGAAUAUAUCUUCCUCAAACCACCUUGUACAUGAAGAAAUCGUCCACCGGAAGGCGAUAAAUCGUGAAGCAACAGUGCCAACGCGUGAGGACGUGAGAGAAAAGCAUGCAGCAGCAUUCAGCUGCUGUCGAUAGAAAUUUAGCAUAAUUUGGUACAAUUAAGUGCUUUUGGAUCAAUUCGCCCGAUGCAUGGCCACAACUCCAUGUGCCUUCAGGAAUGUUGAUGUCUCUGUUCUUUUUUUUAUAUCUUACAUUUAAGGCAUUCUAUAAGCUAAGUGUGAUUCGAAAGACAGUGAGAGGGUGAAUAGCUACAAGAUAUGAAGCGCUCGAAGUAUAGUUAAAUUCGUUACAAGGAGGAAUGUUACUGUUGUAAUUCGUUAUCAGACACAGCAAUCAAAUCAAAAAGCCCGUAGCGUAAAAACAGCUAUGUGAAAAGAGAGAAAAGAAAGCUGCAGUUCACUGUGUGAUCCAAUCCAACCUGCGCACAAUACAGCACUGCUGCGAGUGAGCUUAUCUGGGCUGCUAAUGAGAACGAAGAGGAAACCAAUCCUUUAUUCCAAAUAUUUGCAAAAAAAGAAAUUGUCACUGUGUUAGGUGCCCAAAGAUUUUUACUUUUGUUUCGCCGAUAAUUGCUAAAGUGUUUCUCCUUUCCUUCCAUCUUGUCUGUACAACAAGCGCCUUAACGUGCCUUCAAUUCUUAUGUUCAAUGCACCUUUUCAUUCUGUUUGUAUUCCGCUGCUACCGUAUGCAAUAGAUGGGGAGACAAAACUAGCAAACUAAAGAUGAUGAUGUUGUUACAUGGGCGGAAAACAAAGACAGGAUUGAUCUCAGUAUCGGCACUCGAAUCAGUUUGUUUGUAUAUCGGUUUACCGAGCUCCUUUGAGUUAGAAUAAUUUGGCGCAAUGCAUUUGGUUUACGCGAGGAUACCGAAUCCAUCAUUCAACACACGCAACGCACAGCAUGUGGCAAUGAGAAGAAAAUUUAAAUUAAUAAGCAAAGCAUACGGCAAACGAAUACUAGAGGUAGACGGGUUCGUUCGAAACGGAACCGUUGUCGGUGAUUAUUAAAUAAUUUACCUCUGGGGAACGCUUUUCCGAACGCAUUUGGCUUCUCCCAGGAAGAACGCAACAUUUUGAAGCGAUAGAUACGCAGGCCUUAAAAACCCGCCCCGCUUGAACUACUUCGAGAUGAGAAGUAGGUAAUUUGUUUUUGCUAAGGUUAGCUUAGCUUUCGACGAUCGGAACAUACAUGUGUGUUGAACAGGUUUGCAGAUAGAGUGCAUUCUGGAAACACGUGCAGUAGUAGCAUCGGCGGUACUGAUAUGGCCACCCCAAAACCGGGUAUCUGUCGUUGAUUGGAGUGUUUAAUUCUUUUUGAUGUUGUGCUUUUGGCGUACGGAAGGGGCUGUGAUGUAGAUGUUUGAUCUCAUUUUAUUAUUUUUGUUUGCAGAAGGAGGGAAGAGCUUAUCGGAAGAGGAUUUAUAAAAAAAGGAACGAGUAAAAUUUCAUCGAAUAAGGUUUCUAGGGAAGUAAAAAAGCAUAUAUGAAUCAGGCGUUUAAAGCUCCAGGGAACGUUGUACUGAAGAGGAAACUUUGUGAAAGACACCACCGCACCUUACCACGAUCAUUCUAGCGAUGCUACUAGAGAUGACCCAAAAGAUCGCUACGAUGAUUUUUGACGAUAUUUUUCUUCUAUUUUGCAAUUCUUUUGGUUCUAACACUGAGACCUUAUGACAUUUUUUUUGCUGCAAAAAUGUUGCCAAAAAUGAUCGUGGGAGAUCUAGAGGGGCCGGUUCAGAAACCACCUGCGACAGAGAAGGAACGUCAAACGGAGCUCAGAUGCGCAACGCUGCUAGGCAUUUUACAUUUCUUACGUAUAUAUGUAUUUUUUUUUUUGUUUUAUUUGUUUCAUUUUUAAGACAUUACAUGAUAGAACCUUUUUAGAACAUAUCGAACAUGCCGAUUUGUGCAUUUUUAGUAGUAUAGAUAAAGUGCUUUUUCGUGCGUCGGUCAGUUAUCUGGAUCGAGGCAUCUGUUGUUGGCUGAUGGCGGUGUAGUAAAACCCCGAGUAAACGCGACGGGAACUUCGAUUAGAACAAUAUGUACCGAUAGAUACGCAUUGUCACGCAUUAUAUAGUUGUUGGAAACUGUAUCUCUCUUGUAUGAUCGCCAAUAAACAUGAGGUAAAGCAAAA